Messenger RNA from Cuscuta epithymum, 1176 nucleotides. NCBI's taxonomy places the organism in Eukaryota, Viridiplantae, Streptophyta, Magnoliopsida, Solanales, Convolvulaceae. The record is from the annotation of a GenBank genome assembly.
UGUUAUGGUUGCCACUGGGGUGUUGGGUAGAGGAGUUGAUCUGCUGUGUGUAAAACAAGUGAUAGUGUUUGACAUGCCAAAUUCCAUUAAGGAGUAUGUGCAUCAGAUCGGAAGAGCGUCUAGAAUGGGAGAGGAAGGUGAAUCAAUCGUAUUCGUUAAUGAGGAGAAUAAGAAACUAUUUCCAGAUUUGGUUGAUACCCUCAAAUCGUCUGAAGCCUCCAUUCCGCCCGAGCUGUCUAAUUCGAAGUACACCAUUGGCUCUCUCUCUGGUGGCAGGUAUCAUCAGAAGAAAAGGAAGAGAUUCAAUUGAAGUAAGCUGUGUGUGUUCAUUGUAUUUUCUCAUGUGCUGAUUGGCCUAUACCUUAUACGCAUUUUCUGGGAUCUGAACGGAGGACCCUAUGACCCAUAAAAGAACAGCACCUUUUUAGUUAUGGUUGCUAAAGUGUCUUGCUGAUGAUGAAAGUUAUCACUAAUGGGAGGUCCUGAGUUAUAUUAUUUGAUGGGAGUUCCGAAUGAGCUGCCAACUGACAGAUAAUGAGAAGCAGUCAGGACACAAUCUGAGGUAGCGGAUGGUGCCCAGUGAGCUCAACUACAACUCUUUGCUCAUUACCAAGGGAAUGGACUUCACAACGGUGACCAGCCCGCAGAUAAUGAGGCUCAACAGGAUGAAGUGAGGAAGGGGGAGCUGGUGUAUGGAACAGGGGGGUCCACCCGUCCAGACUGUACCCAUGCAUGUGGGCCCUGCUCUCCAUGCAAGAGGGUCAUGGUCAGCUUCAAGUGCGCAGCUGCUGAGUCUUGCCCCGUUGUUUACCGAUGCUCCUGCAGAGGGAAAUACUAUCAUGUUCCUUCCAAUUAAUCACGCUACUUAAUUACUUUAAUUUUUCACAUUAGCUAUCUAGUUCCAGACUUGAGUAUUUAAUUUUAUUUUGUCUGCUUUAAUUUGUAGUGUUAGUUAGUUAGUUGUACGUAGCCAAUUAAUUCCCACUAUAUAUAAUUAAGUUCGUGUAGCAGUCUUUAAUUUAGUUUGUUGCUCCAUAAUUGGCAGAGGACGAUUUUCCAUGUAAUCUUAGUGAACAAGAUCAACGUGUAAUUGGGAUUAACCCUCUCGGGUUUUGAAUCAACUCUUUGUCCAAGUUUAAAUAUUAAUUCAAAUUAGUGAGAGAGAGUUGAGCUGAU